UCCAGGGGCCGCGGUUUCCGCGGGCAGACUGCCGCCUCUGUUGGUCCUCGCCGCCGGACUCUUGCUCUCCGUGCCAAGCAGCUGCGCUGCUCAGAAGGUACCCAUAGGUGCGAUCUUCGAGCAGGGCACAGAUGAGGUGCAGGACGCCUUCAAGUUCGCCGUCCUCACGCACAGCCAGAACGCCUCCUCUGGCCGCCGCUUCGAGCUGCAGGCGUUCGUCGACGUCAUCAACACCGCCGAUGCCUACAAGUUGUCCAGAAUUAUCUGCAGCCAGUUCUCUCGGGGCGUGUUCUCCCUGGUCGGAGCCGUCAGCCCGGACUCCUUCGACACGCUGCACUCUUACAGCAACACCUUCCAGAUGCCUUUCGUCACGCCUUGGUUCCCAGAGAACGUGCUGGCUCCAUCGUCGGGUCUGCUCGACUACGCCAUCAGCAUGCGGCCCGACUACCACCAGGCCAUUAUUGACGUCGUCUGUCACUACGGCUGGAAGAGCGUCAUAUACCUGUACGAUUCCAACGAUGGUCUGCUGAGACUACAGCAGAUCUUCCAAAGCCUGCGUCCUGGCCGCGGGUCAUUCCACGUGGAGGCUGUGAAACGAGUCCAGAACACGUCGGAUGCCAUCGACUACCUGCACAGUUUGGAAGAGGUCAGCAGGUGGAGCAACAAGUACGUAAUACUGGACUGCCCGACAGAGAUGGCGAAGGAGAUUGUGGUGACGCACGUGCGAGACAUUACACUCGGCAAGCGGACCUACCACUACCUCCUGAGCGGGCUGAUAAUGGACGACAGAUGGGAGAGCGAAGUCAUAGAGUACGGCGCUAUCAACAUCACGGGGUUUCGCAUCGUGGACUCAUCCAGAACUUACGUCCGCCAGUUUCUGGACAGCUGGCGGAAGUUCAACCAUAGCUCAUCAACUGCCGUAUCCCACGGAUACAUAUCGGCCCCGGCGGCGCUGAUGUACGACGCGGUGUUCGCGCUGGUGGAGGCGUUCAGCCGGCUGGUGCGGAAGAAGCAGGAGCUGCUGCGGCGCGGCGCCGCGCCCGCCGUCGAGUGCAACCUGGGCGGCGGCUUCGUCACGCACUGGGAGCACGGCGAGAAGAUCGCCCGCCUGCUGCGCAAGGUAGAAAUCGAGGGCCUCACUGGAGACAUCCGCUUCAGUGAGGAUGGCCGUCGCCGAAACUACACUCUGCACGUCGUCGAGAUGACUGUCAAUAGCGCCAUGGUCAAGGUGGCGGAGUGGUCGGACCAGACGGGCCUGUCGGAGGUGGCAGCCAAGUACGUGCGUCCCUGGCCCGGCUCCAGUAUAUACAGGAACAAGACGUACAUCGUUACGACCAUUGUGGAGGAACCAUACAUAAUCCUUCGGAAGCCAGAGGCUGGAGAGGUUCUCUCCGGCAACGACCGCUUCGAGGGGUACUGCAAGGACCUCGCUGACCUGAUUGCCAAGAAGAUCGGCAUCAACUACGAGCUGCGCAUCGUGAAGGACGGCCAGUACGGCGCCGAGAACCCUGAAGUGGAGGGCGGAUGGGACGGCAUGGUGGGAGAGCUCGUCCGGAAGGAGGCGGACAUCGCCAUCGCAUCGAUGACGAUAACGUCGGAACGCGAGCGCGUGAUCGACUUCAGCAAGCCGUUCAUGUCGCUGGGCAUCAGCAUCAUGAUCAAGAAACCGGUGAAGCAGAAGCCGGGCGUGUUCAGCUUCCUGAACCCGCUGAGCAAGGAGAUCUGGGUGUGCGUCAUCUUCUCGUACGUGGGCGUCAGCAUCGUGCUGUUCAUCGUGUCGCGCUUCUCGCCGUACGAGUGGCGCCUACUGCAGCCGGGCUCCGAGGAGGCGGCGGGGCUGGCCGUGGUGAGCGUUCCGGUGCCGGCGGCGUGCGGCGCGCUGGGGCUGGCCGCCGUGGGAGACGCGGACGGGGGAGGCGCCGCCACGGCGGGCUGCGGCACGCUCGUCAACGACUUCAGCAUCCUCAACAGCCUCUGGUUCGCGCUGGGCGCGCUCAUGCGGCAAGGCUGCGACGUGUCGCCCAGGUCUGUCUCCGGGCGCAUCGUGGGCAGCGUGUGGUGGUUCUUCACGCUGAUCCUUCUGUCGUCCUACACGGCCAACCUGGCCGCUUUCCUCACUGUGGAGCGCAUGGUGGCGCCCAUCAACAGCCCUGAGGACCUGGCCUCGCAGACGGAGGUCGAGUACGGCACGCUCUACCACGGAUCCACCUGGGACUUUUUCAGGAGGUCGCAGAUCACGCUGUACAGCAAAAUGUGGGAGUUCAUGAACUCCCGCAAGCACGUGUUCGUGCGAACGUACGACGAGGGCAUCCGAAGAGUGCGUACGUCGAAAGGGAAGUACGCGCUGCUGAUCGAGUCCCCUAAGAACGACUACAUCAAUGAGAGGGAGCCCUGCGACACCAUGAAGGUCGGCCGCAACCUGGACGCCAAGGGCUUCGGUAUCGCGACGCCAUUGGGAUCGCCCUUAAGGGAUGAGAUUAAUUUGGCGGUAUUGUCGCUAAUAGAGAAUGGGGAGCUGACAAAACUGAAGAACCGCUGGUGGUAUGACCGUACUGAAUGCAAGCAUGGCGACAAACAGGACACGUCCCGCAGUGAGCUUUCCUUGAGUAACGUUGCCGGCAUCUUCUACAUCUUGGUCAGUGGAUUGCUGCUCGCGAUGGCUGUAGCCCUGCUCGAAUUCUGCUACAAAUCACACGUGGAGGCUUCCCGUGCCAAGAUUCCAUUAUCUGAUGCCUUCAGGGUGAAAGCGAGACUAACUGUUGGAGGAGGAAGAGAAUUUGAUAAUGGAAGAUAUUACACACCAGCCAAUCAGAUAAACUACCUUGACGAUGAAGAAUAUCAUACCAACACACAUACUCAAGUCUGAUGAUACUUGCUAAAUCGAGUAGCAGAUGAUCAUCUCUCAUUGCCUCAACAAGCUCCAUACAGUGUGGAACUGUGUUCGAUUCAACAAACAAACUUCAGUGCACCUGAGGUACUUCAAGUACAAGCAAUGUACAAUGGGAAUUAGUUUUCCACAGUUUUUAAAAUAAAAUUUAGUGUUUUUGAUUGCUUGUUAACUAUAUUGUGCCCUUUUUGUGGGUACAUAGUGGAAUGUUCUCAAGAUAGUGAUUUAUGGUGCAAAAUUAAUACUUUGUGAUUCUGACAGCAUCUAAUAGUAAUUUAUGAGCUGCCACAAUAUGGAUCUCUAUGAAAAUGGGAAGAAAACUGCACAAGCGUACUACUGAAAUCAUAUGGUGCCAGAGUGCAA
Molecule: messenger RNA, 3250 nt
Organism: Schistocerca americana (American grasshopper)
Lineage: Eukaryota; Metazoa; Arthropoda; Insecta; Orthoptera; Acrididae
Product: glutamate receptor 1-like
Exons: 19
Coding region: 359-2866 (835 amino acids)
Biological process (GO): modulation of chemical synaptic transmission; synaptic transmission, glutamatergic
Cellular component (GO): postsynaptic membrane; plasma membrane
Molecular function (GO): transmitter-gated monoatomic ion channel activity involved in regulation of postsynaptic membrane potential; glutamate-gated receptor activity
Source: RefSeq, a predicted model, not a curated record